AUGCGAACUUCCCUUUUACUUACCUUGAUUGGAGCUACUAGCAUUACUUAUGGUGAGUUGAUUCCUCCCCAUGACCACCAGUCUCAUCAGGUACAUCAAACAUCAAGUAUGGAAGACUAUUCAACAACACCAUAUGAAGGAUCUCAUUGGAAGGCUUCCCUCGAACACAUCUACCAUGGUAAUGGCAUUCAACAACAUCUUACAAUAAAUAUUUAUGACCAUGAAGACGGUGCCGAUGAUGUCAAUGGUAAUAUCGAUGAUCAUCCAUCUUCCUGGUUGCCAUUGGGCGAUCCCGUCAAUGCUACAUAUAUUUUACAACUUCAUAACACGCGACGUGCUACGCAUCAAGUCCCUCCUUUGAUUUGGAAUCAAGAUGCUGCGAAUUAUGCUCAAUCUAGAGUUAAUCAAUGUCGUUUUGAACUUAGUGGAAACCGUAAGUAUGGAGAAAACAUGGCAAUGGGAUAUACUUCUUGGGAUCAAGUGAUGAAAGCAUGGGCUGAUGAUGAAGAACCAAAAUACAAUUUUGAACAUGGAGACUUUGAUACUAGUACUGGUGCAUUCACUCAAGUGGUUUGGAAAUCCACUAGCUCAGUGGGUUGUGGUCUUCGACAAUGUCUUAAUGGUGCAUUUUAUAGUUGUAAUUAUGAAGCACCUGGGAAUAUUAGAGGUCAAUACCAGCAAAAUGUCUUCCCACCAAAAACAAAUCCAUCCAUCAUCAUGGCCACACAAAUUUAG
Messenger RNA from Halteromyces radiatus, 735 nucleotides. Its product is annotated as CAP domain-containing protein. The record is from RefSeq and is a predicted model, not a curated record. Gene Ontology annotation, cellular component: extracellular region. The transcript is spliced from 2 exons. Lineage: Eukaryota; Fungi; Mucoromycota; Mucoromycetes; Mucorales; Cunninghamellaceae. The coding region runs from base 1 to 735 and encodes 244 amino acids.